CAGCGGCUCCUGAAGAGCCAUGAUUCGCCCUUGGGUUUUCUGUCUCCUCCUGUUCCCUUACCUGUCUGCCUGUUCGGAUAGUUGGAUGCCCCUCAUAAACCUCACUCAGCGCCUCCUCCGAGACACUAACUCUUCCUUCUCCUCCAACUGCUGGCUCUGUUUGUCCAUCCAAACCCAACGCUCUCUAGCCGUCCCAGUCCCACUAACGACCUGGACAGACUCACCCAUGAAACUUCGGAUUACAUACUCAGCCCGGACCCUUCCUGGUCCUUAUCCUAUCACUGAUCUUGAGAGGCGCCUCCAGAAUUUCCAGCCACUAACUCCUCAUUACUCUUUUGCCAACCCCGACCGACGGGCCAUCGCUCUUCUUCAAGCCACCAGCAUGAUGGGCAUACUUCCUUUACUCUCCCGCAUCACCUCUGUGAAAUACGCCGACGACCGCUUCUAUGAAUCUGCCCAGCGCCCCUUCUUGGGACCUCUCUCUACCCAGACCGUCCUUGCCUCCCAGGCCCCUCUCUGCAUAUCCCGCUUCUUCCAGAAUUCAGAACAUGCCACCUUCGUGGGCAAUCUCUCUGCCUCCCUUUGCAACCACACCUUUCACCUUUCGCCCUCUGCCAAGCACCAGUCCAUAAAUAUGUCCCGCAGCUAUGCCUUUGCCGGACUGAUGAAAAUGCCAGGCUCUAAAUGGAAAAAUCCCUUACGCUUUUCGGGACCCCCUUCCCUAAAGUCUGGGGAGCCUUGCUACCGGUGCCGAGUAAAUGACGUCCAUUGUCACACCUACCCAAUCACUCCCUGGAGGCACUGUCCUUCCCAGUCUAGCACCUGCUAUAAUCUUACCCUAUUCGAACCGGGCAACGUAAGUCAUCCCAUUACCCUGUCCGUGGACACCACAUACUUCAAGAUUAAACUCCAGAGAUACAAAGACCCCUACCCACUAUUUCAGUACCAGCCUCUCAUGGGGGCAGCCCUCUCUGGACAAUAUUCAAUCUGGGAGUACGAACGCACUGUCCAGGAAGACGGGCAUGUUACCCCGAAUAUCUUCUCACAUCUUCUCACCUUCACAUACUCCUUUUGUCUCAACUCCUCGGGAGUCUUUUUUCUCUGUGGAAGCUCGACUUACGUCUGUCUCCCCGCCAACUGGUCGGGCGUCUGUACCCUUGUCUUCCAAUACCCCAACAUCGAAAUCCUUCCUAACAAUCAAACCGUAACUGUCCCCCUUCUGACUAGAGUCCCCUCCUCUGUCUCCACUUCUCGCCGGAAGCGAGUCCCUCACCUCCUCCCUCUUCUCGUGGGCAUGGGCAUCACUACUGCCCUCGGGUUAAGCAUCGCUGGGAUCACCACCUCCACUGUCUAUUUCCAGGAGCUUUCGAAGGCUCUCUCAGACAGCCUGGACGAAAUAGCUGCCUCCAUUAUCACCCUCCAAGACCAAAUAGACUCGCUGGCCGGUGUAGUUCUCCAAAACCGCAGAGCUCUGGACCUCAUCACGGCAGAGAAAGGGGGCACCUGCCUCUUCCUCGAAGAAGAGUGCUGCUUUUACAUAAACCAGUCGGGAGUAGUGCGGGAUGCAGCGAGGAGACUUCGAGAAAGAGCAUCUCAAGUCCAGCAAAGCUCGAGCUCUUGGGUCCAGUGGCUGGGGCUGGGAAGCUGGCUGCCCUCCUGGCUAACUUCCAUCAUGGGGCCCGUCCUCUUUAUCGUCACGCUGCUCAUUUUCGGCCCUUGUCUUCUGAAGUGCCUGACUAACUUAGUGUCCCAGCGCAUGGGUUCCUUCAUUCAGAACACCACCAAAGGGCACGUGGACAAGAUCCUUUUGCUUCGAGAUUCCCAGUACAAGAGACUUCCCCAAGAGCCCCCUGGGGAGGACGCUGCCUAG
This is a messenger RNA of Acomys russatus (golden spiny mouse), 1870 nucleotides long. Its product is annotated as syncytin-A-like. Lineage: Eukaryota; Metazoa; Chordata; Mammalia; Rodentia; Muridae. The record is from RefSeq and is a predicted model, not a curated record. Gene Ontology annotation, biological process: syncytium formation by cell-cell fusion. The coding region runs from base 20 to 1870 and encodes 616 amino acids. The transcript has a single exon.